Messenger RNA from Plodia interpunctella (Indianmeal moth), 5272 nucleotides. RefSeq names its product Abl tyrosine kinase (gene Abl). The coding region runs from base 332 to 3832 and encodes 1166 amino acids. Gene Ontology annotation, biological process: protein phosphorylation. Gene Ontology annotation, molecular function: protein binding; ATP binding; protein tyrosine kinase activity. NCBI's taxonomy places the organism in Eukaryota, Metazoa, Arthropoda, Insecta, Lepidoptera, Pyralidae. The transcript has 20 exons. The record is from RefSeq and is a predicted model, not a curated record.
AUGUCUGUCAGUCAGUAGUUUAGUACGUACCUAUUCUCUUUGGUCACUUCAGUCACCCACACAUUUUUAAUGGCGGAGAUUGUUGUUUUUGAGAAUUCCGGUAACAUGAUAAUUCAUUAGGCCCAGUUUAAAGGGGAAAGUAUGCUCAUCGUUUUUUUAUUUGCUUAUUGACUAAAAUUUCUAUCGUGGUGUAGUACGUACCGUCAACUAUGAAGAUUGCGAACGUCGCUUUGUCGUUAGACUUAUUGAAUUAGUAAAGUUCGGUGGUGUGCGGCUCGGGUCCUUGUCGGACGGAAGAUUGUAGAGGGUUGCCGGCGGAGGAGCACGUGCGAUGGGGGCGCAGCAGGCCAAGGAGCGCGGCACGGCGAGCGGCGCGUCCAUGCGCUCGGCCCGCGCCAAGCCGCGGAUGCCGAAGGACCCCCGCAUGCUCGGCUCCAACAUAUUCACAGAACACAGCGAGGCGUUGCUCCAGAGCCGGCCGCUGCCGCACAUCCCGGACAUCCCGGACGGCGAAGGGCCCCCCGCAGCCGCGCCCGCUCCCGCGCCCCCCACACCGCAACCUCUCGACUCCGCCAACAGAUGGACGUCGAAGGAGAACUUGCUGGCGCAUCAUGAGGAGGACGAUCCGCAGCUGUUCGUGGCGCUGUACGACUUCCAGGCGGGCGGCGAGAACCAGCUCAGCCUCAAGAAAGGCGAACAAGUGCGGAUAAUGAGCUACAACAAAAGCGGCGAGUGGUGCGAGGCCCACACCCUGGGCGGCGGCGUGGGCUGGGUGCCCUCCAACUAUGUGACGCCCGUCAACUCCCUGGAAAAGCACAGCUGGUACCACGGGCCCAUCUCGCGCAACGCCGCCGAGUAUCUGCUCAGCUCGGGCAUCAACGGCAGCUUUCUGGUGAGGGAGUCCGAGUCCAGCCCCGGGCAGCGCAGCAUCUCCUUGCGGUUCGAGGGCCGCGUCUACCACUACCGCAUCAACGAGGACGCUGAUGGAAAGGUGUACGUGACGUCGGAGUCCAUGUUCGGCACCCUGGCGGAGCUGGUGCACCACCACUCGAUGCUGGGCGACGGGCUCAUCACGCAGCUGCUGUACCCCGCGCCCAAGCGGAACAAGCCCACGGUGUUCCCGCUGGCGCCGCCCGACCACUGGGAGAUCGACCGGACGGACAUCGUCAUGAAGCACAAGCUGGGCGGAGGCCAGUACGGGGACGUCUAUGAGGCCGUCUGGAAGAGGUGCAACACUACGGUGGCGGUAAAAACGCUGAAAGACGACACGAUGGCGCUGAAGGAUUUCCUGGAGGAGGCCGCCAUAAUGAAGGAGAUGCGUCACCGCAACCUCGUGCAGCUGCUGGGCGUGUGCACGCGCGAGCCGCCCUUCUACAUCAUCACGGAGUUCAUGUCGCGCGGCAACCUGCUGGACUACCUGCGCGCCAGUGCGCACGCGCAGCCGCCCGACGCCGUCGUGCUCAUGUACAUGGCCACACAGAUCGCCUCCGGCAUGAGCUACCUCGAGAGCCGGUCCUUCAUACACAGGGACCUGGCGGCGCGCAACUGCCUCGUGGGCGAGAACCACCUGGUGAAAGUGGCGGACUUCGGGUUGGCGCGGCUGAUGCGCGACGACACGUACACGGCGCACGCGGGCGCCAAGUUCCCCAUCAAGUGGACGGCGCCCGAGGGGCUCGCCUACAACACCUUCAGCACCAAGUCCGACGUCUGGGCCUUCGGCAUCCUGCUCUGGGAGAUCGCCACCUACGGCAUGAGCCCCUACCCCGGCGUCGACUUGGCCGACGUCUACCACAUGCUCGAGAAGGGUUACCGCAUGGAGUGCCCGCCCGGCUGCCCGGCGCCGGUGUACGAGCUGAUGCGCGGCUGCUGGCAGUGGGCGGCGCAGGACCGACCCAGCUUCCGCGAGAUACACCACGCGCUCGAACACAUGUUCCAAGACAACUCCAUCACCGAAGAAGUGGAGAAGCAGUUGCUGGAGACGGGGGGCGGCGGGGGCACGCCGCAGAUGUCGCUGAAGAAGGGCGGGGCGGCGAGCGUCGCGGCGAGCGGCGAGCGCGGCGUGCAGAUGCGGCGGCCCACCAACCGCCGCGGCAAGCAGGCGCCCACGCCGCCCAAGAGGACCAGCCUCCUGUCGUCGUGCAGCUCGUUCCGCGAGUCGCAGUACGCGCCCGACAAGCACGCGCACGACGACGCACUCGCCUCGCUCAAUGGGGGCGCGCGGGGCGCGUCGCCGGAGGGGUCGGUGGCGGACACGGACGAGUCGGGGUCGCGCGAGCGCCGCAGCAAGCGCCGCUCGCCGCGCGCGCCCGUCACCGUCGCCGCGCUCGAGGUGCAGAACGUGAAGCGCGCUAUCAACAGAUAUGGCACGCUGCCCAAGGGCGCGCGCAUCGGCGCGUACUUGGAGUCCCUGCGACAGACCGGCGGCGCGGCGAGCGGCGCAGCGAGCGUUACGGCGAGCGUUGCGGCGAGCGGGGCGGUGGUGGAGGAGGCGCGGUCGCUGUCGCCGCGCACCGCGCGCGCCGCCCCGCACAUGAUCCGCUCCAACUCGUCGGGCGGCGUGACGGCCCCCGCGCCCGCCUCCCCGCGCGCCGCCCGCGCCCCCCUGCGCUCCUUCACCAGCCCCGCCAAGCCGCGCCCGCGCCUCGCCGACCUGGAGUUCCCGCCGCCCCCGCCCGACUUGCCGCCGCCCCCCGAGGACCCUCAUCCACCGCCUCCUCCGCCGCCCGACUCCAACUCACCUACUGAGGAGCGCGGUUCGGCCGAGCUGCUGGCGAAGCAGUCCAUGAAGGAGAUGCUGGAGCUGAAGCUGGUCGCGGAGAUCAAGGAGCGCGCCGACAAAAAGAAGCAGCAGCUGGAGAGUCCCCCCGCGCCGCGCGCCUCCCCGCCGCCCCCUGCGUCGCCGCCGGCCCCCGCCGCCGCCCCCGCGCCCGACGACCCCGCCACCAGGCUUGUCUGCGAACUCUCCGCCAUCAACAUGGAGCGCCGGAAUAACCACGAAAAAAGCGAGUCGUCGGCGAGCGAGCUGAAGGCGGGGCUGCGGCGGACGCCGGCGGGCGCCGAGCGCAGGCUCUGCGACGCCGCGCCCGACUUCAAAGCGCAGCUCAAGAAGGUGGAGACGAACAAGAAGGGCGGGCGCAAGGAGAGCGAGAGCAGCGCGCGGCCCAUCAUCGACCUGAAGUCGCGGCUGCGGAGGGUGGACGGCGCGCCCCAAGCCGGGGACCAGAGUUCACCGGAAGACAGUAAGAAGAGCGACGAGGGCGACAACGGCAGUGCCGGUGUGCGGGUGGAGGCGGGGGGCGAGGAGGACAAGCGGCGCAGCACCGGCUCCAUCAGCAGCCUCAAGAAGCUGUGGGAGCGAGACGACGAUACCUCGCCCGAGGAGACCAGGAAUACAGGUGGCUCGUCGAUCGGGCGAAGCGGCAGUGUGAACUGUCGGCGGGAGGAGAAGCCGGCUGUGCCCAGCAAGCCGGCAGUCAAGAAUAAGCCCAAGGGCGGCAUCUACGCCACCCCCCGCCCCGACGACGACGACCCCCUCGCGCAAGUCCGGCAAGCGCUGCACUUCUGUACUAACGAGAUGCGUCGCAACGCGGGCGGUGCGAGCCUGGGGUCGCUGUGGCGGCUGCAGACGUCGGAGCGGCUGGCGGCGCUGGCGGCGCGCUGUGAGCAGGCGGCGGGCGGCGCGCGCACGGCGCCCGCGCUGCGGCUGCCGCUGCGCGCCGCGGCCGCGCGCCUCGCCGCCGAGGCGCGCGCGCUCGCCUCGCCCGCGCCCGCGCCUCGCCGCGACCUCGUCGAACAGGCGCUCACGCAGCUCGCCGACGUCGUCCUCAGGUAAGCGGCGAGCGAGAGCGCGGGACGAACUUACUGAUUAAUGUAUUAUUUAUUAAAUUACGAAUGGAUCAAUAGAGUUCUCUCUAACGUAUUUAUAUCGAUUACAAGCUAUUAGUGGUCGCGUCCACAGCGGACCAGACGGAACCAAAGAGUACCAGUAGACCGCGGCGGCGGCGGGCAGUACAACAACCCAGUACAACCUGCCUUCCGAUAUCAUUGUACAAGUAUUACGUAUUGUAUUAUGUAGUUAGGAGCCUUACCGCUGUUCGCGUAUUCCUCUUUGUAUGUAUAAAGACUGAUGUACGGAUUUCUGAGAUUGUUAGCGGCGCUCACAGGCCACGCUGCGCGCAGUACCAAGUGUUUACUUUCUGUGCCAAAUGUAAGAGAGCCGCGACCGUCGGCCGUUCCGGCCCGGCACGGCAACGCACGGUCCGGCCCGGUCCGGCACGGCCGGUCGACGUCGCGUUGCUUCGUGGCCGAGCUACAUGCGACUUUGUUAUUUUAAGUUAGUAUACUGUGAUACGGCUUGUAGAAUUGGUAUUUAAUCGAAACUGAUUUGCGGAACAGUCGCGGGCGACGCCUGCAUUUCGCCCCGAACUAUAGCCGGCGCCCGCGACUGCGUCCUUUUGAUAUUAUGCUCAAUUAUAUAUUUUUUUUUAUUUUGACAUUACUAUUGCAUUAACUGAAAAUUUAGGAUAUUCAAAUGAAGUGUAUCUAUACAUAUAUUUAGUGGAAUCGAGCUGUCAGAAUAUGUAACAUUUAUAUGAAAGUUAUUUAAGUAUAACACUGAUAUAUGCUAGUCUUUAUUAUUAUAAUAAACAUUACGUUUAAGAGUAAAUAUAUACGUAAGUUCUCUAAAAUAGAUUCGCGUACAAUCAUUCAACUACUUUAGCGAUCAUGGUAUCAUAAGCAUUUUUUACUCUUCGCUGGCGAGCGCCCGCGCAUGUCCCUGUAGUGUGUGCAGGGCCGCGGCCUAUGCUCCUUUAUAUUUAUACUGAGAUUCAAGUUCCUCAAUGUGGACCGUAGCGACGGACAAACAGCGUCUGCGCAUUGUUAUUGCGACUUAACACGUCCGUCGAUACGUUAGUCUACUUCUUCCGUACAAUUAUAAACAAUUUAUCUUCCUAUUGGCUUCCUUGUCGACGAAUAAGUUACGGUCGUUUACGUUACGUCUUAGAUGAGCUAAGAAGUAGUCGUGAAAUUUUCUGAAGUGUUGUGCUAUGCCAGCAAAUUGAUAUUACAAUGUAUAAGGGCAACACAAAUGGUUGCCUUUGGACCUACUACAGGAAUUGACCCUCACAAGGCACGGCUGCCGUGUUCUAAUCAAGCCCGGACCCAUCCCACUUGAGUCGACAUUCCUGACCUUUCCAAAACAUAUAUCAUAAGUAAUAGAUUCCAAAGACCACCAUGUCCGAUUGUAAUGGAAUAAAAUGUUUCUUUAUGA